This is a messenger RNA of Synchiropus splendidus (mandarinfish), 2822 nucleotides long. Its product is annotated as zinc finger protein 646-like. The transcript is spliced from 6 exons. Gene Ontology annotation, molecular function: DNA-binding transcription factor activity, RNA polymerase II-specific; RNA polymerase II cis-regulatory region sequence-specific DNA binding. The coding region runs from base 123 to 1340 and encodes 405 amino acids. Gene Ontology annotation, biological process: regulation of DNA-templated transcription. The record is from RefSeq and is a predicted model, not a curated record. Lineage: Eukaryota; Metazoa; Chordata; Actinopteri; Syngnathiformes; Callionymidae.
UUGUGUCUACCGCCAAAACGCUCGUUUCACAGAAGCAUUAUUUUUCUUUUCGGAAGAACAUCCCGUCAAAGCGGGGCCUGAUUUUAUUCCACCAUUGUCCGGGGAUUUAAGAGCCUCCUACGAUGUAUGCGAGGACUAAUACCGGCAGCGCGCACGGAGACUUCCAGGACCGGAACGGGGUGAAUUACGUGACAUCGACAGAGUCUUUUGGGCACUGCUCCCAAUUGUUCUGGAAAAAGGAUCCAAACGACUCUGGACCAAGCUCCACCAUCAGCUGGUGUGAUCAGCUGCCCUCAUCUUCGGCACCACUUUCCACCCCUAGCCUUUCCUCAGCAUCACUUUCAAGUUCCAGUCUGUCACUGGAAUCCCGAGCUCCAGUGCAAGCAGCAGCAACAACGACGACGACAACAGCAUCAGAUGAUGUGGAUUCAGACGAGAGGCCGUACGUGUGCGACAUGUGCAGCUGCGCCUACAAGCAUGCCAGUUCCCUCCUCAACCACAAGCUCACACACAAGACUGGAGACUUCAGGUGCGACUUCUGCAGCAAGCCUUACACCAACUACAUGUCCCUUCGAAAUCACAUGAGAAUCCACGGUCAGAAGCGAUACAUGUGCGACCUCUGUGGGAAGGCCUUCCGCCUGGCACGGUAUCUACGGAACCAUCAGAGAAUUCAUGACGACGGGCCCAACCGCUUCGACUGCCCAUCCUGUUGUAAGAGCUACAGGACCAUGCUGGAGCUGGCGCAGCACCGCUGCACUGCAGCCUCAUCCAACCAGUCUGGUGGACGGCGUAACAAUUUCUCAGCAAAUCCCCGGCGCCAGCAGCAGAGGAACAACAACAACAACACUACCACUACACCCUUGAUGCAGCACACAGGACACAGCCAGCAAGAGUCUCUGCCUUCUCACUGUGUCUCGCCCAUGUCCCAAGGAGGGCAGGGUGGCGGUGUGGCCAGCCAGCCUGUGCCCGACCCCCACCAGGUAGGGAGGAGCUACCAGGGCCGUCCCAGUUCAGUGUCGUCCCAGAGCAGCCAGCAGAGCAUGAGGAGCUCCUCCAAACAACAUGUGUCCUCCAGCUCAGGCGCCUCCUCCUCCUACUCCCUGCUGCAUCCCCUGGUGCCAGAGGUAAAGGAGAUGAGCUCGGGAUACACUAGGCUGAGCGCCAACCCCAUGCCCAAGCACCAGGACACGUUCUCUCUGGCUCCCCAGCGGCCGCUCACAACCAUCAACCCCAUCGCUCACUCCCUCCAUCCGAGCGCCGCGCCCACGCUGAAGCCUUCGCCGGUGCCCCGCACCAUCCAGAGCAUGCCCUGGGAGCAGCGCUCGCUCUACAAUCAAUGAGACGCUCCCUCGCCCCCUUUUUAUCACAUGUCCACCACCGCGGCUCCUGCUCCUUCCUCCACUUCCUGCACCGGGGUGGAGGACGUUGGCAUGCUGGACACCACCCCCACCCCACGUUGGAACGACGUCUAGGAGCGUGGAACGUUGAGAACUAGUAGAUAACUGUUAGUUAGUUUUGAUGCAGAUUUGUUGCCUUCACCCUUAUGUACGAUCUCUGCCAUCCUGAACUGAUAUAAGUUGAUCUGCCCCCCCCCUUAAUGCACACACUAAGAAUGAUCCCUCCCCCCCAACAGUAAUAAUAAUACCCAUCCUUUGUCUUAUGAAUAGCCUUUUCCUUGCCCCUCCCUCUUUCCUUAUGUUAAGUGAUGCAACACCUUCUCUCCUCAAGUGUUCAUUGCCAGCCCGUGAAUUAGUAUUGGGCUCAACGGAACCAGUGUGUAUUGGACAGAACCAGCUCACAAUGAAGAUGAAUUCCUGUUUUCAGUGUACAAAUGUUUCACUCACUGUCUUUCUUUAACUAAUAUGAUGCAACUGUUAGGGGAGCGUGUAAUCCAGUGUUGCUCAAGGGCAACGUUCCGGAUCACUUUGUUGUAUGUGCUGGUUUGAACCGACUGGUAUGUUCAAGAACAUACAGCGUUUGGAGAGCGAGUGAAAGGUUCAGGUGAACGUCCUCCGCCCGCUAGGACGACCAUUGUGUGUGCUCCAUGUCUCAGGUGCUAUCAUGACCAUUUCAGAAUGCAGUUUCUGUUCUCGAUUGCACUGACAGGACCCUCAGCAGAACAUUUUGGUGUGCAACAGAAACAAGGGCGCCUUGUUGUGUCACUGGCCAGAGCUGCCACCACGGACUGUCCAUCUGUUACAUUUUUUUUAUGUUCUUCUAGUUUUUAUUAACUUAUUGGCCUGGAGUUGAAUCCUAACCUGGUUUUGUUCCAGAUGUUAAGGUUUGUUCCUUUCACGUGAAGCACUUGAAGUGCUGUGUAGUUCCCCUCACUGCCAUCUGCCGCUCACCUGAUCAUCAGAGAGCUGCGCCUGGAUGCUCCGUGGCCUAAGAGAGCAUUUGCCCCUCUUUGUGGGUAUCGGUGGUCGGUGAAACCUCAGCAUGAUAAACAGUGUCACGAAGGAUCGGGAAGUAGAUACACAUGGCUAACAUGGUGGUCAUUGAAAUUUCACACAGUUCUACUGACAUUGUAUUUUCUCUUUUUAAAGUCGUUUCUAUUUUUAUUCAUAAUGUUUUCGUUGUUGCUUUUUCUCUGUGUAAAGUGUCUUUGAGUAUUUAGAAAAGUGCUAUACAAAUAAAAUGUUUUAUUAUCACUCACAGUGCCUGUUGUUGUUAGGGAAAUAAAGUCAGUAAUUCAGGUCUGACAGCUCCCACCUGGCAGAAGGAUCAGGGACCCGCCAUUGUGAAUCUGGUUUCGACCGACUUGAGCCAAUAACCAUCCACUGCUGCUUCCUCUGAUAUUGCCUGUCAGCCUGAUGUCCACA